GCAGCGGGCCAAUCCGGGAGGACGUCAGGCGCCAAAAUUUGGGACGCCUCGAGCCGGGAGCGGCUUCUGACUAUUGGUGGGCUCGGGUGAUGACGUCAAGGAGGGGGCGCGGCUGCCAGGCGGUUCCCUGGAGGAAGCGGCUAUGGCGACGGGAGAUGGAGGGGAAGGGGAGCCGUCGAGGCGGAGGGACGCCGGGCCUCCGCCGGGGCCGAGCAGCGAGCCGGGACAGCGGGACAAGAAGAGGCCAGUUAGGGAGACUUCAGUAGAGAAAAGGGGGCCGUACAUCAUGAACAAAGCUCCUUCUAUUCAGGACAAACUCCAAAAACAUCGCGAAAUGGCCAAGGCAAUGCUACGAAGGAAAGGAGUGCUUUCAGGAGCGGUCCGGCACCAGCCCAAAUCAGCCACCAAGAGGUCUGUGAAAUUCAACAAAGGCUACACUGCUGUCAGCCAGACCUCAGACGAAACAUUGGUGUCCCUGGAUUCAGACAGUGAUGGGGAGCUGGAAUCACGAUGUUCCUCAGGUUACUCCUCUGCAGAGGUUAACCAAGAUCUCAGUCGCCAGUUGCUGCAGGAUGGGUACCAUCUUGAUGAGAUCCCAGAUGAUGAAGAUCUUGACCUCAUCCCUCCCAAACCCCUCUCCUCCUCGCCUUGUUCCUGUUGUUUUGGGGAGUCCUCCUCUUGCUCUAUACAGUAAGAGAUGGUCUCGGGGCUGCCCUGCCCAGGCUGAGACACGAGGGCUUUCCUUUCUUUGGGGCAUGUGGAUCAAACCAAUAUGGCAGGACUGGAAGGGUACUUUGGCAACUGCAAGAAUGGGACGUACCAAGGCACGGGUCGCACUUGCUCGGAGCACUAAGCAUUCUCUUGAAGCUCUUUUCUGUGGUGCAAUAGAGAACUGCAUGAGGGCCAGUUCCUCAAGAAAGCUGACGGCCAGGGUUGCCUUUCUGGAAACAAAACCUGCACAGAAGGUGAGGAGAGAGGUCAGGACAAGAGGCCUCAUGCCUGAAGGCAACCCAGCAAGCUCUUUAUUUGUUUGUGUGUUUCUUUAAAAAUGAAUGAAGAUAGUUGAGACUCUGCUUUAAGAAUCCUUGGAAUUGUGAAAACAAAUACAUUUAAAAAAAACCAAACACUUCAAGGGGAGAGGACCAGGGCUCUUCCUAUUCUACUCGGGGGUCCUUCACUAAACUGACUGGACACCCAAUUUCUGUUAUGAUACGAGGCCCUUGCAGGCUAAAAGUCUGCGUGCGACCUUUCCAGGAUGAAAACACAUCUCUUUUGAGCAACAUGGCUUGGCUUAGAUGGUUCUUGAGCUUUGUCUUGCUGUUUAGUGGCUUUAGGAUCCAGAGCAUUAUCUCCCUCACCUGGCUUCCUUGAGGGGGAUUCGAAGCACUUUGGGCAUCCGCACAGUUGCCCUCAUAUAUUUGGAACCUGGCCUCGUGAAACAGCAGCAUCCGAGACCUAGUAGGCUGAGGUUGGUUUUUGCUGCUGCCUCUCUCCUACCUUGAUGGCUUGGUCUUUUCUGACAGACGCGGCGCAAGGCUAGGCUCACUAGGAAACUGACAUUCUUCGAGAAAGCCACUAAACCCAGCAGGAAGAUCGGAAACAGUCAAUCGCUUUUGGUUCGAAUUGUUUUCCUUUGUCAGGACUUGGCGUUGGUUCAAAGAAACUUGCAUUUUUCUGACACCUCUCUCCAUAGGCAUCAAGUUCUUAUUUUUAUAUCGCCUGCAGUGGUAGAACUGGUUCUCCAGUUGAGUGGCCCAUAUUUAUUAUGCUUGUGUUUAUUAAAAGAUCUGUUAGAAAGCUUCUGACGUGCCCUGUAUAAAAACACGUUAUUCAUUUACAUGGGGAGCAGAGCUGCUGUAAAUGCUCCAAGAAAUGGGAGCUGGCUUUCCAGUUGAUUUCAGCCUGCUUGUACGGGUAGUGUACUUUUUCUCCUUGCGUUGUAAGUGAUAAUGGAUAGCAAGUUCCAAGACGGCGUUCUGUUUUGUAUUAGAAGCAGCAUCAGCGUUGGUUCAUGUUAGUGAACUUCUGAGAGGAGGAGGAGAGAAUGGAUGGAUCUUUGAGGAGUGGUUAACUUUGGUUACCUGGAGGUGGGCAGGGAGCACCUUUCUUGCCAUUGAUUUUGGACAAGAGGCUCCCAGUUUACUCCAGAUUGUACUGUGAAGGUCUCCUAAGCUCACACAGGAACGAGGAGACCUACAUGAUGUGGCCAUUUUGCCGCAUUUGUCUUUGGAGGCUAUAACUCAGUAUGAUUUCUUCCAUCUAAACUGCACUACAGGUUGGGACCGGAGGCCCAGAGGGUUUGGAUUGUGCUAAUUCAAUGCAGCCUGAACCUAUGCACUGCUGUGCUGGGUGAUUUAUUCUAUACCAAAGGUGGUGGUGGUGGCUGAUUCCUAGACAACCUGCUACUAGUUGUGAACUGUCAGUGAUAUUCAGCUUGGCGUAUUUGUAGCUUCUUUGCAGGGAGGCUUCAGUCUAGCUCAAGAGUGGGGAACCUAAGGUCUGCCCUAUGUUUUGGACCUCGAUGGCCGACUGGUCACGCUGGCUGAGGUUUCUGGGAGAAGGCCCAAAACAUCUAGAGAUUCUAGAGGUUUGCAAGUCCCCUAUUUCUGUGUUUUACCUAGAUGAAUGCAUAGAGAUGUGACCAAAUGCCCAGGGAAAUGUGCAAGUGUUUCUAGCUUCAAUUUGUCAAGAGAUCAAGCCUUGACCUCUGGCAGGUCAUAGUACAGAGCAAUGUUUGUUGACUGCUCCAUCAGGAACUAUUGCAAACAAGGGGGAGGUCAAGCUUUUUCUGUCCUUACAGACCAUCUGUAAAAGCCUGAAUUUAUUUAUACAGAGCUGGUAGCUGGGGAAGCCAUUACAUGAUGCAGACAGACAUGUUUUCUUUUUGUUUUUAUUUGCCUUUACAUGUUAUUAAUUUAUUUGUAUCGCUGUAUAUCACAUUCUUUGCUUGCAAAACCUCCAGCAGUCUUCGAGGUUAGAAGCGAAAUGUUCAUGGCUGAGUUUUGAGGUGUUCCUUCCACAUCUGGCUACAGUCUGCUUUUGUCGGGACAGACAAGGAUCAAGAACUAGCAGACCAGGUAGAACUAAACGCUGGCUCUCCGUUGCAAACCAAGACAUGCAGGCAAAAGGGUGUAUUUCACUUUUAUUUUUGUGUGUGUUUCUAUUUAUAUCAUAAUUUCUUGGAGGGAAGGGAGAUAGAUAACUAUGCCCAAUAGAGGGAUUUAAAAGCUGCCUUAAAAUACUAAAAUGCAUUAUAUGAAGACAAUCGUAUAGGAGAUUUAAUAUUAUAUUUACAGAGGACUGUCUGGCAAACUAUUUUGUACAUUCUGAGCCAGGGAAGUAUGCAUUAAUAAAAACUCCUUGCACUCUU
This is a messenger RNA of Pogona vitticeps (central bearded dragon), 3370 nucleotides long. The record is from RefSeq and is a predicted model, not a curated record. NCBI's taxonomy places the organism in Eukaryota, Metazoa, Chordata, Lepidosauria, Squamata, Agamidae.